Messenger RNA from Hyaena hyaena (striped hyena), 3613 nucleotides. RefSeq names its product SDS3 homolog, SIN3A corepressor complex component (gene SUDS3). Gene Ontology annotation, molecular function: histone deacetylase binding. NCBI's taxonomy places the organism in Eukaryota, Metazoa, Chordata, Mammalia, Carnivora, Hyaenidae. Gene Ontology annotation, biological process: negative regulation of transcription by RNA polymerase II. The transcript has 12 exons. The coding region runs from base 143 to 1129 and encodes 328 amino acids. The record is from RefSeq and is a predicted model, not a curated record. Gene Ontology annotation, cellular component: Sin3-type complex.
ACGGGGAAGGGGUCGCCGCGGCUGCCGCGGCUCCGGCUCUUCGAGGUGGCUGCUCCCCCGGGGGCUGGUAGGCAGGCGUCGAGUCGGCAGGGCGCGCGGCCGCGGUCCCCGGGUGAGCCGCUCGGCCGCGGCCAGGGGCGACAUGAGUGCCGCGGGGCUGCUGGCUCCGGCCCCGGCCCCGGCCGGAGCGCCGCCGGCCCCGGAGUACUACCCCGAGGAGGACGAAGAGCUGGAGAGCGCCGAGGACGACGAGCGCAGCUGCCGGGGCCGGGAGUCGGACGAAGACACUGAAGAUGCUAGUGAAACUGACCUGGCGAAGCACGAUGAAGAAGACUACGUAGAAAUGAAGGAACAGAUGUACCAGGAUAAACUGGCUUCUCUCAAGAGACAGCUGCAACAACUUCAGGAAGGUACAUUGCAGGAAUAUCAGAAGAGGAUGAAAAAACUCGAUCAGCAGUACAAAGAGAGGAUCCGAAAUGCAGAACUCUUCCUCCAGCUGGAAACUGAACAGGUGGAAAGAAACUACAUUAAAGAAAAGAAGGCUGCAGUGAAAGAAUUCGAAGACAAGAAGGUGGAGCUGAAAGAGAACUUGAUUGCUGAGUUGGAAGAGAAGAAGAAAAUGAUUGAAAAUGAAAAGCUGACGAUGGAGCUGACUGGAGAUUCUAUGGAAGUGAAACCCAUCAUGACCAGAAAGUUGCGGAGGCGACCAAAUGAUCCUGUCCCCAUCCCAGACAAGAGGAGAAAACCUGCUCCUGCCCAGCUAAACUAUUUGUUAACAGAUGAACAGAUCAUGGAGGAUCUGAGAACGUUAAAUAAGCUUAAGUCACCCAAGAGACCAGCAUCCCCGUCCUCUCCUGAACACUUGCCCGCCACACCAGCGGAGUCUCCAGCCCAGAGAUUUGAAGCUCGGAUAGAAGAUGGGAAACUGUACUAUGAUAAAAGAUGGUACCACAAGAGCCAAGCCAUCUAUCUGGAGUCAAAGGACAACCAGAAGCUGAGCUGUGUGAUCAGCUCUGUCGGAGCCAAUGAGAUCUGGGUGAGGAAGACCAGUGACAGCACCAAGAUGAGGAUCUACUUGGGCCAGCUUCAGCGCGGGCUCUUUGUGAUCCGCCGGAGGUCAGCGGCUUGACUUUCUACAGUGUUCUUCCCUUGACCUUUUUUCUGGAGUGGUUUUUGGUUUUGUUUUCUUCCAAAUAGAACGUUUUUAACCAGGGAAUUGCUCCCUUGGCCUUGGAAAAUGGGGAGCGGUGUUGUGGAUUCCGCGAGGCGCUUUGGUGGCAGCUGCUUCGGCCUUUGCGUUGCUCCUUCCUGCCUUGACCUCUUCCAGCCGCCGUCAAUCACCGUGAACUCUUCCUUUUGGGAGGAUCGGGAGUUUGACUUACUCGUUUCUUUAUUUUUUUGCUUAUACUUUUUUUUUUUUUUAAAGCCUUCUUUGAGUUUGAAGGAACUUUUUUUUUAAUUAAUUAUCUUUAGGUCUUUCUACCAGGAAGGGUUACAGUCUACACGGCAUUUUCAUGAACCUGAUUAGUGGAUCACGUAGGUCUUUCCGUUGUCGAGCCCAAUUCACUGUUUCCCCAGAAGCUUGGGGCAGAGGUCCUAGCAGAAGGAGAUUAAUUCUCCUGGCUCUCAGCCUUCUCUAAGAAAUAAAUGCCUCGUGUAACAUCUGGCAUAUGCCAUCCAUUCCACUGGCUGAGCGACAGAAAAAUUUGCCUGGGUGGCUACGUGCACUGAGUAAAUGGGGUUGGGGGAGGGGGCAUUUUCACGCUCCUAAUGUGCUGAAGGUACUGCAUUUUAAAUGUUACUUAACGCAACUGGUAUAUUCAAACACGAUUGUUCUAGCUCAAGCUGGAAUGAGUGGUUGUUUCAGAAGUUUUUAUUUCUAAUUGAUAUCUGUUCCCUGCUCCAUGUAGCUGGAGUGGCACUUGGCCCAGGCUGGUUAUCCAGGUCAUCCGUUGUAGGUGGGGAGUUGGUACUGACAGUGCAGUAAUCGGUGAUCCCUAAGCGCUCACCCAUAACCCAGUUUGCACCCUGGUUGCUGAUGCCGCUGUUGUUCGCUGACCAUUUCAAGCCCGUGGAGCCUUGUCGUCAGCACCCCCAGCCUCCCAGGAGGUCGGGUCCAGCCUGAAGACCAAGAAAGCUCUGCCGUGGCUGCCGCCAAACCUGCACUCUUCCCUAAUGAUUCCUGGUGAAACGGCCUUCCCUGUGCUCCCUGCUCUCUGCCCCUCAUUCCCAUCCUCGGAGGAGGGAUUCCCUGGUGGAUAGGGUUUUCGGGAUGGUAGCUGCCACCUUCGGAUAUUUGAGGAAUUUGGGGUUAGAGCAACUAACUGUUAGCAUCUCUCUGGGAAAUGCUUACUUCCACAUCCCAGCAUAUCUUUGUACCUAAUACCCCGGUCUCGGGUGAUUCUCCCUGCAUUGUCUCUUGAUGGACACACCCCAAAGCAAGUUGUGGGCCGUGAAAACCCAUGAAUCACCCUCUCUUGUAAGUCCUGGCUUCAACAGAGACCAGACCUUACUGACUCAGAGUAAAGAUUGUACAGAUUCAUUUUUGUUUUAAUUUAUAAUUCAUUUCUUUUUUCUCCCUGGAGUUGGAGUCUCAUUUACAAAACCGGGUAGAUGAUGCUUGUUUGUUUAGAGUCUGCUGGGUGUUCUGUGCUGCUUCUCUGCCCCCAGCCCCCCAUUGUGAUGUUUACUGUCAUGAACCAAGUCCAUAGUACACAGGUGCUUUGUCUUUUGUUCCUUUUUGACAGCCUUUGCUCUCCUGCUUGAAUUGUCACUGUGGUAUGUGUAACAUCCCAUAAUAUCGGGUAGCUGUUACCCUCUAGUGCCCUUGUGAUGGAAAUACAUUCAGAUAUAGUGUGUGUGGUCAUCGAAGUUUGGUUUUUUUUUUUUUUUGUGUAUUUGCCUUUGAAUGAUCGGCUCACGUGGCUGGCUAGCAGCACACUGGUGUGUGGUGUGUUGGAAAGGACUGUAUUCAAAACCACUGGGGAUUCAGCAUCGAAGCAACAAGUUGCCUUUAUCCCCCCCUUGUCUGGUGGCUCCGUUGGGCUUUUGUGAAGUAACUGUUUAUUUGAAGAGCACGGUACGGGCGCUCUGGCCUUGCCUCUUCUACAGAUUUGAGGGUGAUGAGGCAGUGCUCUGGCCUUGGCCACUUCACUGCCUUUUGCUUCUCCAUGUCCUCACAACCCUUCCUCGUAAUGUAGUGAAAAUGGGGGCAGAUGAGGAGUAGACCUGAGACACAGCACAGUCAAUCGUACUCUUAAUCCCAGAAGAUUUAUUUUUUUUAUUUCAUUACUCCAGAGAUGACAAGCCAGCAGUUCAGCCCCUCUGACGGGCAGAGUCCCCUUGUUAGGAGAUGGAGGUGCUUUGGAGAUGGGCAAAACAGACUUUGAGGUUCCUGGAGUAAGAAGGACUAGCUUGUAGCCCAGGUGGCCAUGCUUAUUCCAGAAGUUCUUUCUCUCUCCCCAAAUUCAAACUGUUUCUUGGAACUAACUCUUUGAAAAAGGUUGAUAUAGACAACUCUCACCAAGAACCUGCACUUGGGUUACUUGGAUCAAGAAUCUGUACGUGUAUUUUGUUUGAGGCACCGACUCAGUAUUAUACACAGUGUUUGCUA